Molecule: messenger RNA, 5773 nt
Organism: Oncorhynchus nerka (sockeye salmon)
Lineage: Eukaryota; Metazoa; Chordata; Actinopteri; Salmoniformes; Salmonidae
Gene: cfap43
Product: cilia and flagella associated protein 43
Exons: 38
Coding region: 265-5313 (1682 amino acids)
Biological process (GO): sperm axoneme assembly; cilium assembly
Cellular component (GO): axoneme
Molecular function (GO): protein binding
Source: RefSeq, a predicted model, not a curated record
UGCAAGAGCAACAUAUUAUAUCCUUCAUGUCAAAAACAUGGGUAGUGUUCAUAAUGGUAAAUAAGUAUUCUCCAAACUUUUCCCAAAAUUCUGACACGAAUUUACAUUCAAAGAACAAGUGGUCAAAUAUUUGUAUGUAUUUUACUUUCCUGGGUGUGACGGAUUUAGAAAUCAACAAAUGGUUCAAACGCAUGUAGGUGGAGGGUGUGGAAGGGAAAUUGUAGUUGUCAAGACAACAAAACCAAACAUUUGCUCCUGUGUUACAUGCUAGCUGUUAGUUGUCUUGCACAGCUCAGUUUAUUCAGUACAUUUCCAGAAAUGGAUGUAUUGGGAAAUUUAGAAGUCAGGUGGGCUCAGGGUUUGACAAGCCAAAAUGUUGAAUUUGUUGACAAGAAAACAGCCUGCUACAUUUGUGGGAAUUACAUCGUUUUCCUGAAUAUAGAGACGAAAAUUAGAAGUGUGCUGCAGUGUCCUGGUCGAGGUAUUGGUGCCUUCACAGCAAAUGGACAUUGCAGGACACUUGCAUUCUCCAACCAUAAACUAAAUCCCUCCAUAUUUGUGUACAACUACCCUGAACUUAUUCUGAAGAAUGAACUGAAGGGAACAGCCCAUGUAGACUACACAUCUCUGGCACUAAGUGAUGCUGGUCCUUAUUUGGCCUGCUGCUCAUCAAUACCAGACCACACCAUAACAGUAUGGAACUGGGAAACUGGGGAUCCAAUUUGUAACCAACCACAAGCUGGAAAAGACAUCACCUCUUUGGUGUUUAACCCAAUGAACUGGCUCCAGAUUUGCUCUUUGAGUGCAUCAUCAUCCCUUACAGUUUGGACCAUUGAGAAGAGUGACAGCUUUCAUAUAAUGAAACCAGGUGUGAUAGAUCUCCCUGCGACUGAUGGCUGUCUGGUUGAGAGGGAGAUUAACCCCUCUCAUGUCCCCACCGGAAUACUCACCUACUUCGGACCUCAGAUGCCCAACUCAGCCAUCGCAGGGCUUGCAGAAGACAGGGCAGACACCUUUGUGCCCAAAGAGCGCAUCAAGACCAGGCUAAGACCUAGCACCAUCUGCUGGACAGCCUCAUCAGAGCUCUAUGUGGGCUGUCAGGAAGGCCACCUGCUACAGGUUGACCCAGACUCUCUGGCUGUCUCUGUCCUCUUCAACCCCUCAGCUGCAGAUGACAUUCCUGGGUUCCAGCAGGGUAGCUUCCAGAGCUUAGCCCUGCACAAGGAUGGACUAUUUGUGUCAGGAAAGGAGAAUGUGCUACGUUGCUUAAAAAUUAAGGGGAACCAAGUGGAGGUUACACAAACUUGGACAUUGGAGGAACCAGCCACAACCAUAAUAUAUUCGCCAGACUAUGAAACACUGCUCUUAGCUUCCAGUACAGGGCGCAUCUACAGGUAUAAACGAUCCCAGUGCGAGAAGGUGGUGAAAGUCCUGGACGUUCUCAGUGGAGACUUUGUGGCAGCAGCUUCACUGUAUACUGAUAAUAACUUAUGUGUGUCAGUGAGGGACUCGGGAGAGUUGCAGCUGUGGUCUCUAGAUGCUGGCUUCUGCAUCGGCUCUAUAUCUCUUCAAGUAAAGGUGACCAGUUUGGCCUGCUGUCCGAUUGCUCAAUACGUUGCCGUGGGAACAGUGUCGGGGCAUGUCCUGUUCAUUGAGCUGACCAGGGAACAGCAGCCUCGUCUGGUGCACAGGGUUCACCUCUACUACACUCCUGUGGACCACCUACUUUUUGAUCAAGGAGGAAACUUCCUUAUCACUGGUGCCUCGGAUGCAAAUAUAUAUGUGUUGAAUGCAAGGGCUUCCAGAGUAUUUGAGGUAAUCGGAUACACAGGUGCUAAAGGAGCCAUCGUGUCCCUGUCUACCCAGUAUAGCCGGGACAUUAAGCAGGUCAAACUGCUGGCUCUGUGUGCUGGAGAGAAGGACAUAGGCCGAGGGGAGGGAAGUCUGCUUACACUGCUCACUCUGCCUGUGCAGGAGCUUACGGGGGCAGGAGUGUGUGCAGACCUGAGAGGAUGUCUUUCCAAUAAUGUCUUACAGCGGUGCACAUAUGAGGUCCCUCACGCACUCAGCUCCUCUGCCCUGGGAGCCAAUAAGAUCUUUGGCUACUGCCAAAAGAGGAAAGCUCUCCAGAGAUUCCAGCUACCUGAGAGCACAGAAAGGUCCUCUGACCAAGACGUGGUCCAGUUGACCCCAGAGAAGGAGGUGGAGGGUCACCCUAUGGGCCCCGCCUCCGUCCUCCUGUCGCCCCACCAGUCUUGGCUGGCCUCAGUGGGCCAAGACGGACUGCUGCGCAUCCGGGAGAUCUCCAGUCUGGACCGGUAUGUUCAGAUGCAGUGCCACUCGUGUUGGCUGGGAGGGGUGAGGACAGUGUCCUUUACCUCAGACAGUCAGACAAUGAUCACUACAGGCCUGAAAGACGGCUCUAUGGUCUGUACAAGACUAAGGCUGAAAAUGGCAGGUGUUGGCAAAGCGAAUGCAGCUACACAGUACAGCCAGUCUAUAGCCAAAUACCAGGAGAGUGUGAUAACAUCAGAGAACCCUAUUCUCAGUAGGAUGGCUGACUGGGACCCAGAGGCCCUGUCCCCUCCUGGGUCAGCAGAUCUACACAGAGAAGAGGCCAAUGAUAAGCGACAGAUAGUUGAUGUGACGGAACAGGAUGAGAGCUCCACCAACCUGCCCUCAGCCACAGCCUCAGACUCCACCUGGCUGGACAACAAGCUGGAAGCGGUUAUCAAUGAGGAGAUCCAGCAGUUUUCACAGACAAAGAAAAGCCUGAGGAAAAAUGUCAAACAAUUGCGUGACACAAUCCAGGCAAUGAUGCGUGAGAACGAGACGCUGCCUGACAUGGAGAAGCUGGAGCAGCAGGAGUUCAACCUGGAUGUAGAUGAGCAAAAGAGACUGCAAGCCGAGGGGGAGCAGGAGGUCACCAGGGUCCGAAAUGAGAUUGAGUUGGAGAACCUAGCCAAGUGCUACCUGCGUGACGUCCUUAAGAGGGAAUGCUGGGAUUCCAUGAAGGUCAAAGGGCAAGCUAUCAAGGCCUUCCACACUGAACACGAGGUGAAGAACUACCCCAUGAAGGAACGGACACAGCAGGAGCUGGAUGAACUUCAUAGAGUGGAGAGUAUGAGGAAGAUUGAACGGGCUGACAGUAAUCUCCAGCAGGAGAUUCUAGAGAAGAAGACCAAGACCACGACGGAAGAAGAGGAGGAGGAGGAAGGCCGUGAGAUGGAGAGUGCUUCCCUCACAGGUAGCCUCAGUGCCCAGUAUGGAGGCUCAAACCCCUACCUCUACAAUCAGUUCAACCUGCACAUCAGAGAGCAGAAGAUCAACCAGAUCACUUUGCUACAGGAUGUCAUCUACAAAGUGAAGACAGCCUUUAACACAGACUUUAAGGGGGUGCACAAGCAGAAGGAGCAGGAGAUCAACCGAGUGAAAGAUAAGAAUCGUCGCAUCAUGGAGAUCAUGUCAGAGCUGGACCACAAGAUGAAGCUGUGGGAGCCCAGUCUGUCUGACAACGAGCGGCCAGAGAGGGCACUGUCUGUGGAGGACUCUGAGAUUCAUUUUGAAAAGUACCUCACCCCAGAGCAGAGAAAAAAAGAGGAGGAGAAGAAGAAAGAGGAGGAACAAAGACGGCAGACGGCCAAGAGUGACAAUAUCAGAGAGCGAGCUCUGGAUGAAAUGAUGGGUGGAGUACUCGAGCUAAAAAAAGAGGACAUCUUGAGAGUGGAGGUGCCUCAGCCUGAGUUCAUUGUAUCCAAACCGGACAUUCAGUGGACAGAGGAAGAGAAAAAGAUCUAUAAAGAGUAUGAGAAGAAAGCCAAAGAACUGAGCGAGGAACAGGAGAAGUACAGAAAGACUCUGGAAGCUGAAAUGAAUAAACUACAGACGUCCAUCAUGGACUCCACUCAGGGGUUUGAUGAAACCUUGACCAAGCUCUUUGAGAGGAAGGUGAAAUCUGAGAUGGUUAUAUACCAGGAAGAGCUGAAGAUUACAAAUCUAGUUCACUCCAUUCUGAUAGAGGAGGAGGUUCUCAAUAGAGAGCGAGAACUCAGCCUCAAGCUAGAAAAAAACAGGGUCUAUAAGAAUGAGAUUGGAGAAGAGCUUAAGAAGCACAAAGAGGAUGUAGAAAUGUUCCGGGAGACCUACGACAAUGUUGUGGCCGAGGACAAACUUCUCGACAGGGGAUUCAGGAAGGAGUUCUUUGAUGUCCCAGGCCAUCUUGUUGAUCAGCUGUACAAGCUAUACAAGCGCAGACCCAGGGUCCAGAGGAUGAGGACCCAGGCAGACAACAGUACCAGCCCCUUUAAAGAGCGGCCCUUACCGGGCCCAGUGGCAGCAGAGGGUCUCUGUCAGAUGAUGAUGGAGGAGCUGGACGCUCCAGAGAACAUACCUGAAAGCCUAGACGUGUCUGUGUGGGAGAGGUUCUGCCUGGCCCGCAGAGCCAAAGUUGAGAGUGAGCAGCAGGUGAAAGUUAAGGCUUUGACUCUGGCUGAAAUGCAAGCCUUUCUGCAGAAGAGGACCGAUGAGGAUGAGAGUGCAAGACUGGAAAUGAAAUGUCUCAUGGAUGACAUCAAUGGGCUACGAGAGGAGAAGAUGCGUUUCCGCCUGGACAUCAUGGUUCAGAUCCUGAUCAAGCAGGGCCAGGUGGAGGUGGAGAACGGAGACUUCAUUGCGGACUACUCUGACUCUCUGCUGCUCCAUAAGAGUGUGGUGGAGGACCUCAACGGGACCAUCAGAGCUCUGGGAGAGCAGAAGAUAGCCAGCAUGGUGGAGUGCAAGGACUUCCGUAAAGGCAUCAUCCAGCAGGAGUGGGAGCACAAGAGGAUGAGGAUGCAGAAGGAGGACCUGAACAACAAAGCCAGGGACAUCCAGAUGCUGCGCGUCUCUCAGGAGCUGCAGGAGUAUCUCAGUGAGACGGAUCAUGACAACCGCAUAUCAAAGCAGGUUUCAACUCUGGAGAAAACCAUAACAUUACAGGAAAAGACUCACCUAAAGAAUGUGCUGACCUGUAAGAAGUUGAUCAAGCAGCUGAACAGACAGGCAGCAAUGAAGGCAUCGAAGAAUUCUGCUCUGGAUGAGCAGCUUACCAACAUGCAAGUGACUGUGGCUGAGAGGAGACACAUCUGUGAAGCCAUAGCCAUGGAGGAGAACCAUGAGAGUGAUGCAGAGGAGAGGUACCAGGAGAUCAUCCAGAGGAAGAAGCUGGUGGAGCUAGCCAGGGCCCAGGCUGAGGAGGUGGCUACCCUCAGGGCAGAGGUGGAACGCAUGAGGAUGAAGUCCUUCCCCGCUCUCGCUCAGCUAAAACAUAACUGACACAUUUAGGAAACACUUUAUUUUUAAAAAAUUAACAAAACGUCAAACUGAUUUUCAUGUUUAAAUAUAGAACUAAUAUAAAUUACUAUGGUAGGUAACAGUAUGAAAUUAAACUGAUGAAGUGGCAAAUUAAUGUUAUUUUUUCACUCAAAUUACUUGUGGAUCAUAGUAAACUUAGGGUGAAAAACAUCCAGUACAUAAGAUUGAAUCUAGAUUAUUCAACAAAGGCAGGAAACCUGCAUGAUAAAUCUGAUAUCAACAAUUAAUAUUAUUUGUGACAAUAUGAACAGAAGGCAUGUGGGUCUAUGCAUUGGUGAAGUCCUCUUCUGUGCGGUUAAAGUGCAGUAUGCUGUCCUCUACACCAAAGAGGUCAAUUAGCUGGGAGAUGCUGGCUUUCCUGCCAUCUAUGGGGAGAUCUGACUGGAACUCAUACAAUGCAGCCUGACUACAACUCCGCCAC